Messenger RNA from Bolinopsis microptera, 1237 nucleotides. RefSeq names its product zinc finger protein 892-like. Gene Ontology annotation, molecular function: DNA-binding transcription factor activity, RNA polymerase II-specific; RNA polymerase II cis-regulatory region sequence-specific DNA binding. Gene Ontology annotation, biological process: regulation of transcription by RNA polymerase II. Lineage: Eukaryota; Metazoa; Ctenophora; Tentaculata; Lobata; Bolinopsidae. The transcript has a single exon. The record is from RefSeq and is a predicted model, not a curated record. The coding region runs from base 1 to 1062 and encodes 353 amino acids.
AUGUUAACACUGAGUAAAAGAUCCUCAACAGCUGCUGAUAAAGAAAAGAGUAACAAAAAUUUAAUUCCGAUCAAAAAGGAAAUAAAAACUGAACAUGAGGAGUUGACUGGAAUAUCACAUGGUUUUAUUUGUCCGAAAUGUGAAGCUCACUUCCUUUAUGAUGAGUUUUUUGUGGAACAUAUCAGAGAACAUCAUGGUGAAACAAUCAAUGAAAUGUCUACUACAAAUGUCCAAUUAAAAAUAAAUUCUUUACGAUCAUCAGACAGGUUUGGCAAAGAAAAUACUUCUGUUGGGAAAGCUUUUAAAUGUGACGAUUGUUCUUAUACCUGUACUGAGAACAGUGAUCUUGUGAAACAUUUGGGUAUUCACACGGGAGAGAAACCCUACAAGUGUAACCAAUGUUCAUUUCGUAGUGCUCAGAAAAGUCGACUCACAUUACAUUUAAUAAGGACUCACACGGGAGAGAAACCCUUCAAGUGCAAGGAAUGUUCAUUUGCUUGCUCUGUUAAAUCAAGUCUUGUCCAACACCAACGUAUUCACACGGGAGAGAAACCCUACAAGUGUAAGGAAUGUUCAUUUACUUGCUCUUUUAAAUCAAGUCUUGUCAGACACCAACGUAUUCACACGGGAGAGAAACCCUACAAGUGUAAGGAAUGUUCAUAUUGUAGUGCUCAGAAAGGUGAUCUCAAGAGACAUAUGAAGACUCACACGGGAGAGAAACCCUACAAGUGCAAGGAAUGUUCAUAUUGUAGUGCUCAGAAAGGUGAUCUCAAGAGACAUAUGAAGACUCACACGGGAGAGAAACCCUACAAGUGUAAGGAAUGUUCAUAUACUUGCUCUGAUCAAUCAAAUCUUAUUAUGCACCAACGUACUCACACGGGAGAGAAACCCUACAAGUGUAAGGAAUGUUCAUAUUGUAGUGCUCGGAAAGGUGAUCUCAAAAGACAUAUGAAGACUCACACGGGAGAGAAACCCUACAAGUGUAAGGAAUGUUCAUAUACUUGCUCUGAUAAAUCAAGUCUUGUCAGACAUCAACGUACUCACACGGGAGAGAAACUCUAAAAUUGCCAGGAAUAUUCUCAUAUAACAACUUUUAUACUUGUUCUGAUCAGUCACACUUUAUUAGAUAUCAGCGUAUUCACGGAUAAAGAAUGUCAGUUAACUUCCACUUUUAUAUUAUUAGUUCAACAACGAGUUAUGAUCAAUGAUUGCAUUUAUAGUCUAGAAAUAAUCUCCA